AUGUCCACAAACUACGACUUCAAGACUGCUCUCGUGACCGGCGGUGGGGGUGGUAUCGGAAAGGCGCUUGCGCACCAGAUGAUAAAAGAUGGGAAGAAAGUCAUCAUCGCAGGUCGUACAGAGUCGAAAUUGCAAGAAGCUGCAAAAGAGAUCGGAGCAACGGCAUACUACGUCCUUGAUACUGGAGACGUCAAAUCUAUCCCGGCUUUCACCAAGAAGCUGAUAUCCGAGCAUCCGGACCUCGAUUGCCUCGUCAACAAUGCUGGUGUGCAGCGGCCACUCGACGUCAACGAAAUGGACCCAGAGGAAUUUGGCAGCAAGGCUGACCAGGAAAUCGAUAUCAAUAUCCGUGGACCCAUGCACCUUGCACUUAACCUGCUCUCACAUUUCAAAACCAAGCCAACGGCACUGGUGGUCAAUGUAUCUUCCGUUCUUGGCUUCGUGCCAUUCUCCCUCGUCAACCCCGUGUACAACGGUACGAAAGCAUGGGUACACUUCUGGUCGAUGAACCUACGAGCCCAGCUCAAGGAUACAAAGAUCAAGGUCAUCGAGAUUGCGCCGCCCACUGUGGCAACAGACUUACAUCGUGAGAGAAAGGAUCCAGAUGACAACAAGAAAGAGAAGAACAAAGCUGCUUUGAGCGUAGAAGAGUUCAUCGAAGAAACGUUAGGGAAGUGGAAGAAGGGAGACGAGAUGAUUGCCGCCGGCCCUGCAAACAAGAUUGUGGAUACUUGGCAGGACAACAUGGGGCCCAUCUUCCACGACAUGGCAAAGUAG
Alternaria burnsii is the source of this 777-nucleotide messenger RNA. Its product is annotated as short-chain dehydrogenase. The record is from RefSeq and is a predicted model, not a curated record. Bases 1 to 777 code for a protein of 258 amino acids. NCBI's taxonomy places the organism in Eukaryota, Fungi, Ascomycota, Dothideomycetes, Pleosporales, Pleosporaceae. Gene Ontology annotation, cellular component: membrane. The transcript has 2 exons.